Molecule: messenger RNA, 1840 nt
Organism: Megalops cyprinoides (Indo-Pacific tarpon)
Lineage: Eukaryota; Metazoa; Chordata; Actinopteri; Elopiformes; Megalopidae
Exons: 14
Coding region: 91-1227 (378 amino acids)
Source: RefSeq, a predicted model, not a curated record
GGAAAUCCUUUCAUACAAGUUUUGUUUUGUGUGUUGUUAUUCCAUGGACUAGCUGGCGCACAUCUAUGGUGACGGCCAUGAAAUGUCAGGAUGAUGUCUCUUAAAGGUCUUGACAUCCAUCACUCGAGUACCCUUCCAUCCAUUUUGGAUACAUAUCUAUCUCCAGGAUAUAUCAAAAAGGAUGAGAAAAAACAACAGAAGAUGAGCUUGAGUAGCAAAGAGGAGGGAGGUUUCCUGAAGACCUCCCGCAGCGACUCAGGGGAGGAAGCCAGAGUCAGGCAGAAGGCUGCCCUCGAUCAGCGCCAUCUAGAGGUGUACAGGAACAUGCACCUGCUGAGAAAUGUGAUGUACCGUCGCUACGUUGCUCUGCUGAAGGAGAAAAUCCACAGACAAAGACAGGAGAUCAAACGCCAUGAACAGGCCAGUCUCAACCCCCCAGAAAAAGCUAGAGAACAGAGGCAUGGCAGAGUGCUCGGACAGAAGCUGCCCUGUUGCACCCUCUCACACGAUGACUCCCACCUGAAGUCUCUGCCUAAAACCAGCUACUAUCUGAUUGUGGACCUGCAGGAUGAACUGGCCAGGCGUGGCUGCCUAAAGACCCGGCGGGACCAGGAGGAGUUCAGGUCGUUGGUGGGACAGAACCAUGGGACAGCCCGUCUGGAGAGCAGGCUGAAGGAGAUCCCGAUUAGCAGCAGGACCGCUCCUGAUCAGAGGUCAGUGGAAAGGAGACAGAAGGAGAAGUCAAGGACAGCUCCUAUUGUUCAGAUCACUGUGGAUGAAGGAAGUCACCAGGAACAAACCGUUCUGUCUGAGGGAGAGGCUGGGGACAGUGACACCGCCCUCCAUCCACAGGGCAAACACCCACAGGAGCAGGAUGAAAUGGAGCAAAUGUUUCCCAAGUUGCAAGUACCCAAGUUCGUGACACUUCAGCCUGGUUUUCUGGACCAGUUCAAACCCAGCAUUCUUCCUGAGCUGAGGAUCUGCGAUCCACCACAGAAAAGGAGAAAAGCAGGCUCAAAUCUGAAGAAACUGCAUCUCAUGCACAGCCUCUCCCUCACCAACAUGGCGACCUCACAGCGAAUGUUGGACAGAAAUGGACACUUUCAACACUGGGAAGAGGAGGACCACGUUCGUGGCCUGGACCAGCCCAAGAGAGAUGCCUGCCUCUUCUCCAAAGCAUGGCACACCACCCCCUACAGGCACCCAAUGGUCAAAAGUGAUCUCUGAGCACACAGAGACGGCCAGAAACGCGAUACCCGAGCCCUUAACCUUGGAGGACGUCUGUCAACAGCAUCCUGUGACAGUCAUAGACCAUCACUGUAAAAGUUGGACCAAUUACGUUUAGAAUGCCAAUGUGUGCUGAGCAAUGAGGACACCGCCCAUAGCAACAGCAACAACAGCGACUACAGAAAAUAUGCAAUGGAACAAAAGUGAGAAUGUGCUGCAUCCCUCUGUACUGACUCACCAGGAUGAAAAAUGACUCCUUCCAAUGAGACACCAACUGACACCAACUCCUUCCAAUAAGACUGAGGGAAAAGCAACCAGCCCUUUGUCAUACGUAAAAGAGAACACUCCCAAUCAGAGCUAGUUUAGAGCAAGACUUUGGACACGCAGAACUGUCGAGUGCCAUGAAUUGCUGAAUGACCUCAUCGCUGCAAUCACUGCUGAGUUCAGCUAACAGAAAAGCUGGUGUGAAGUGGUGGACAUCUGCACAGUAACUUCAGAAGUGACACGCACAUGUUCAACACAGCCUAGAUCCACCAUUACACAGUCUGCAGGACAGUGCUAUGCAGGACCAGCACGAUGAGUGUCAGUGGCCAUCUGGAGGGACUGAGAUGAA